AUGGUCAAGAUCAAGAUGAUUUCCCGGUCGCUCGACGACCAUCUGCCUUCUUCCGCCUCUGCCCCUCACCCGCUGCAGCGCAACCUCGCUCCCCACUUGCAUCCGUUUGCCAAGCCUCGCGAGUACCAGCGCGCUAUCACCGCUGCCAAGAUGGACCGCAUGUUCGCCAAGCCCUUCGUUGCUUCUCUCGGGGGUCACCAGGAUGGUGCCUACUGUCUGGGGAAGGACCCUCGUCGCGUCUCUGUUGUUGCUGCCGGUGGUGGUGACGGCGAGGUCAUUGUGCAUUCGCUAUCCCAACGCCGAUCGCUCCUCAAGAUCGACGCCCACAAGGGCAUGGUCGGCGGAGUGUGCUGGACCUCGGAGGCACGCGACGGCAAGCGUGGGAUUGUGACCUGCGGAAAGCUCGAUGGCACGAUCAAGAUCUGGCGCUCGUCGGCAUUUGCGCCGGGCCUCAAGGUUGACGACGACGAGGGUGGUGACGAGGUGCUGGACAGUGCUGGCGCGGUGGGAGAGGACGACGACGACGACGACCUCGCAAUGGACGAGGAUAAGAGGAAUACCUUUGGCCUCAACCUCGAACCCAGCAUGAUUUACACGUCCAAGAACGGCUUCAACGGGAUCGACCACCACCGCAGCGACGCCAUGUUCGCGACGGCGUCGAGUACGGUGCAAGUCUGGGACGAGAACCGCUCCAGCCCGCUUUCGACCCUGCAAUUCGGCUCGUCGGUGGAGACGGUCACCUCUGUGCGCUUCAACCAGAGCGAGACGAGCGUGCUCGCGUCCGUGGGAACCGACCGCACAAUGUGCCUGUACGACAUCCGUACCGGCAAGGCUGAGCGCCGAAUCAUGAUGAACAUGCGCUCAAAUGCCCUUUCGUGGUGCCCCACCCUUCCAACCGUCAUGCUCCUCGCAUCCGAGGACCACAACUUGUACACGUUCGACAUUCGCAACCUCGAAUCGCCGACCCAAAUUUACAAGGGUCACGUUGGUGGAGUCAUGGGUUGUGACUGGAGUCCUACAGGAGAGGAGUUUGUGUCAGGAUCCUGGGACCGCACGGUCCGCCUGUGGAAACGAGACACUGGCAAGUCGCGCGACGUUUACCACACCAAGCGCAUGCAGCGCGUCUUUGAUGUCACGUACACCCCCACUGCUGACUUUGUGCUCUCGGCGUCAGACGACGGCAAUGUCCGUAUCUGGAAGACGAAUGCGUCGCAGAAGCUGGGGCCCAUCUCCACCAAGGAACGCACGGCAAUGGAGUACCGCCAGAAGCUCGUUGAGCAGUGGUCGUCGGAAAAGCACGUCCGCCAGAUUGCCGAACGUCGCCACCUUCCCGCGAGCGUCCACAACACACAGAAGCUCAAGCGCGAAAUGCUUGAGGCGCGCAAGGUCAAGGAGGACAGGAGGCGGAAGCAUACGCGUGCGGGCAAGGAGAAGCCCAAGGCCGAGCGUAAGAAGGCCAUUAUUAAGGAGCAGAAGUGA
This is a messenger RNA of Cutaneotrichosporon cavernicola, 1479 nucleotides long. RefSeq lists its product as uncharacterized. The transcript is spliced from 5 exons. The coding region runs from base 1 to 1479 and encodes 492 amino acids. The record is from RefSeq and is a predicted model, not a curated record. Gene Ontology annotation, cellular component: nucleolus; small-subunit processome. Gene Ontology annotation, biological process: maturation of SSU-rRNA from tricistronic rRNA transcript (SSU-rRNA, 5.8S rRNA, LSU-rRNA). Gene Ontology annotation, molecular function: protein binding. NCBI's taxonomy places the organism in Eukaryota, Fungi, Basidiomycota, Tremellomycetes, Trichosporonales, Trichosporonaceae.